Messenger RNA from Trichoderma atroviride IMI 206040, 1500 nucleotides. RefSeq lists its product as uncharacterized. The record is from RefSeq and is a predicted model, not a curated record. Gene Ontology annotation, cellular component: glycosylphosphatidylinositol-N-acetylglucosaminyltransferase (GPI-GnT) complex. Gene Ontology annotation, molecular function: phosphatidylinositol N-acetylglucosaminyltransferase activity. Lineage: Eukaryota; Fungi; Ascomycota; Sordariomycetes; Hypocreales; Hypocreaceae. Gene Ontology annotation, biological process: GPI anchor biosynthetic process.
AUGGGGCGCAAAACAUACAACAUCGCCAUGGUCAGCGACUUCUUCUUCCCCCAGCCCGGCGGCGUCGAAUCGCACAUCUACCAGCUCUCCAGCAAGCUCAUCGACAGAGGCCACAAAGUCAUCAUCAUCACCCACAACUACGACGACCGCAAGGGCGUUCGCUACCUCAACAACGGCCUCAAGGUCUACCACGUGCCCUUCCUCGUCAUCUACCGCGCGGCCACCUUCCCCACCGUCUUCUCCUUCUUCCCCAUACUGCGCAACAUCUGCAUCCGCGAGCAGAUUGAAAUCGUCCAUGGCCAUGGCAGUCUCAGCUCUCUUUGCCACGAGGCCAUCCUGCAUGCGAGGACGAUGGGGCUGAGAACCGUCUUCACCGAUCAUUCGCUGUUUGGCUUUGCGGAUGCUGCGAGCAUCUUGACGAACAAGCUGCUCAAGUUCAUUCUGAGCGAUGUGGAUCACAGCAUAUGUGUGAGCCAUACUUGCAAGGAAAACACGGUGCUUCGCGCCUCACUAGACCCUCUCAUGGUAUCAGUCAUCCCAAACGCCGUCGUCGGUGAAAACUUCCGCCCUCGCGACUAUCCAACACAGUCCGACAAAGGAGAAGGCUUCAGGGCCGAGUCGUCUCCUCGUCUGCUCGGCCCCCACGACGUCAUCACCAUUGUCGUCAUCUCGCGCCUCUUCUACAACAAGGGCACCGAUCUCCUCACGGCCGCCAUCCCGCGCAUCCUGGAGAACCACCCCAACACCCGCUUCAUCAUCGCCGGCUCGGGCCCCAAGGCUAUUGACCUGGAGCAGAUGAUUGAGACCAACGUGCUGCAGGACCGCGUCGAGAUGCUCGGCUCCAUCCGCCACGAGGACGUCCGCGACGUCAUGACCCGCGGCCACAUCUACCUCCACCCUUCCCUGACAGAGGCCUUUGGCACCGUCAUAGUCGAAGCGGCCUCGUGCGGCCUCUACGUCGUGUGCACCCAAGUCGGCGGCAUCCCCGAGGUCCUCCCCUCGCACAUGACCACCUUUGCAAAGCCCGAAGAAGACGACAUCGUCGCCGCCACGGGCAAGGCCAUCACCGCCAUGCGCGCCGGCAAGAUCCGCACCGACAAGUUCCACGACGAAGUCAAAAAGAUGUACUCGUGGUCCAACGUCGCCAUGCGCACGGAGCGCGUCUACGACGGCAUCUGCGGCACCAUUAGCGAGGAGGAAUUCUACGGCUUCGACACCACCGGCUACACCGGGAGCCGCAUCCGCGACUUUGCGCUGAUUGACCGGCUCAAGCGCUACUACGGCUGCGGCAUCUGGGCCGGCAAGCUCUUCUGCCUGUGCGUCGUCGUGGAUUACUUGUUCUUCCUGUUCCUCGAGUGGUGGUUCCCGAGGGAGAAUAUCGACAUCUGCAGAGACUGGCCGAGGAAAUCGCCUGCAAAGGACACGGCACAGGAUUCGAUGAAGGAUGCGCCGAAUCAGCGUUCAACUUCGUCGAUAAGAGUUGCAAAGUUGGAUCAGUGA